Molecule: messenger RNA, 703 nt
Organism: Funneliformis geosporum
Lineage: Eukaryota; Fungi; Glomeromycota; Glomeromycetes; Glomerales; Glomeraceae
Source: the annotation of a GenBank genome assembly
AUUUAAAAAUAUGACACGAUAUAGUGCAGAAGAAUUAGAAACUAAAUUUAAAGGAUCAGCCUCGAUAAGAAUAAGCGAAAAGAAAAGCGGCAAUAAUGGUGGAAGAUGCGAUUAUGGUGGAGCACAUAAUUUAAAGGAAGAUUGCCAGAAAUUAUCUGAACUCUUUGCUAAUAUUACUGAGUUGAGAAAUUGUCGCAGAGAGUUAACCACUUUUAACAAUCAGGAAGAGUUUGAAAAGAACAAACGAGAGUUAUUAGAAAAAGUUAACGAAGCCAUUAAUAAUUUACAAAUGAGAACUAGCGAUAUUAACAAUUUUCGUAAAGAAAUUGAAAUGCUUAGGAGCGAUAUUGAAAAUGUUUCUUACAAUGAAGCCAAAGAAUUAUUAAAGUUAAAUGUUGAAGAAAGAAAACUGCAAAAAGAAAUCGAAGAAAACGAAAGAAAAGCCCGCAACGAACCAGACGAGAAUAAAAAAAAGCAAUUUAUCUUUUUAGCUGAGGACUUUUUAAAAGCUGUGGAGAAUAAAUUGAGUGGUAAAAAUAGACCGCCAAGGACAACUAGAACUGCUAAUCCUCAGCAACCAGCAACUGGUUUUGGUAAUCCUAGUAGUUCUAAUCCUAAUCCUCAAAGCACUGCUUAUGGAAAUUAUUCGCCAAAUUCUAACAAUAAUAAUCCGGAGCAAAAACCUUUCGCGGAAAAAUAUUGA